AUGCCAUUAGUAAAAUUGAUUCCAAAACCAACAGAUUCAUUUUUAAAACGAAUAUUUAUUGAAAAUACGUUUGAGUACGAUCUAACUAAAUCGGUUGUUGGCUUCCUGAUUGGACUUUGUGGCAUUAGUUUAAUGAGACACAUGGCUAUUUUCGUGUUCCGAGCAAAAAUAACGGCUGUAGCCAUAUGGAUUAUAGCUGCUGGUUUAAUAUUACCAUGGGGCUUAGCAUUUAGUAUGGUGAUUCGAUGUUUAACAUUGCUGAUUUUACCAACUUUCAUUUCAAAUCGUGGUCAACUGAUAAUGUAUGCUCUUAUAUCUAAUCAUUUAGUUCGUUAUGUAAUAACAAAUAUUUUAAUUAAUUAUGAUGCUGCCGGUUUAUCUAUUGCAUGUCUAAGAAAUUUAGUAUUGACACAUGCUGGUGCUAUUGAACAAUUGAGUAUGACACCGCUCGUAUUUCAUGAAGCAUUGAUCAAAGCUCAGAUAUGUGCAUGGUUAACAGUUAUCGUAAAAACUGGAUGUGGAUUAAAGCUUGGCAUUAAAUGGCUAAUAAGUAUAACUCUUCCAGCCGUUCGAAAACGUUUACAUUCACUAAUAAAUCAAUUAGUGUUUGAAAUAACUGUUCAUCAUCAUUUUGAUAUGCGUUUGGAAAUGUCUGAUGAUCCAAGAUAUCUAUUAUAUUUGAUACAAAAAGAGUUACUUAAACGUCUCGAUUUCUUUUUAUAUAUAAUAAAAACAAUCGAUUUUGGAAUAUUUAUUUCAAUCAUGUUUUUAUUUGUCAGUGUUAUACUCUAUUGGGUUCGUUGGAGAAAAAGUGAUUUGUAUGAUAAUCAUUAUGUUGAAUGUUUAUUUCACUCAAUCGAUCAACAACGAAAAAAACAACGAAAACAAAGUAUUUUACCGCUAACAUGGAAAGAAAGUUGGAAAUAUACUAAUGUUUUUUCUCCAAUAAUUAAUGGUCAAAGUUUUAAAGAAUUACUGAAUGGUCUCUACUAUUGGGCGGUGUUGAUGCUAGUUUCCACUGGAUUCAUUGGACUUGACCAUGGAUCGUGGUUUGUUUUAUCAGCGUUUCGAAAAAAUAUGAAUGUUACCAUUCGACCCUAUGAAGCUGUUCAAAAAUUUGAAUUGUGGGUGAAUGGUACUGGUAUUGUAACAAAAUUAAUGCAAGAAAUUGUUAGUGCAACGCAAAUAGAUGAAUUUCGAAAUGUUGAAAUAAGAUUAUACGAAUGUGCUCCAAUUGUAGUAGAACCAGAUCAUACUCAAACGAUUGUUAUUGUUAGUUCAUAUUGGUUUGCAUUAACACAAAUCGAAUCAAAUUUUUCUUUAAACAUAUUAAUAGGUGCAUUAAAGGAAAUAUGUCGUCGUAUUCGAGAUGGUAUCUCAUUCAGUUAUAAAGAUGAAGAAUCAUAUCCCUUAAUCUCAUAUCUUGUACACAGGUACUUAUUUAUAUUGAAUAUUGCAGCUUUGUGUGGUCUAUCUUAUGGAAAAUUCAAUAAACAAUGUCGAGGUUGUGGUUAUCAAUAUUCUGUUCAUCGUCGUAAUCUAUUCAGAGCAUGCGAUACACCUGGUUGUAAAGGUUAUUAUUGUUCUGAUUGUUGGACAACAUUAAACCAAAUAUGUAUUUUAUGUUCGCUUGCAGAAGGUCCGUCUGAUUUCGACGAAGAAUUUGAAGAGGAUGUUUUUAAUUUUGAUGACGAGGACAAUAACGAGAAUGACGAAGAUGACGAAUAUGUAAAAGAAUCGAUAUCGAGUAUAGAGACGCAAUCAUUAAAAUCAAAUUAUUCCGGUACAAAAAUGAAUAGGAGAAGUGCCAAUAAAGUUAAGAAUUAG
Messenger RNA from Didymodactylos carnosus, 1827 nucleotides. NCBI's taxonomy places the organism in Eukaryota, Metazoa, Rotifera, Eurotatoria, Philodinida, Philodinidae. The record is from the annotation of a GenBank genome assembly.